AUGCCGAGCCACGCGGGAGGGCGCGCCGCGGACGGAGGCGCCCGGCCCCCGGCGCCCGGGCGCGGGCAGCGGCCGGCGGCGGGAGGCGCCCGGAGACGGCGGGGAGCGGGCAGCGGGCGCGCGGCUACUUACUGGCGGGGCCGGCGCGCUCCGCGGAGUCGCCACGGGAGCCACGCUCGGCCGCCUGGCAGGCACUGUAGGCGGCGGAGGCAGGGCCGCGGCGGCCGCUCCGCAGAACGCGGGCUCGGCGGGGACUGCCUCUCUCCGCGUCCAGCCCGGGCGCGCCCCCAGCUGCGAUCCUCACUUCGGGUGUUCCCUCUGGCCCCGAGCCCGCACCCCGAGCCCGCGUCCCCGGCGCGCUCCGAGGAGGCCGGUGCCAGCCCCGAGCCUUUUGUUCUGGGGUCGCCCGGCGUCCGCCGCGCUCUCUCCCCGCCCGGGGAAGCUCGCUCCCCAAGCACAGCCGGGCCCGGCCCCAGUUACCAGCCGCCCGGCCGGGGCCACGGCUCGGAGCCCCAGGAGGGGCGGGGCCGGGGGGCCCGGAGGGAGGCGCCGGGGCCCCUGCGGAGAACCGAGCUGCCAAGACUUGGCGGCCCCGGGAGCCCGAGGGCCUGGGCAAGGGAACCCCAGGAUUGUUCCCGGAAAUUAGCUGAACCUGGCGCCCUCCCCCGGACCCCGAACACCACCCCCGCUUGA
This is a messenger RNA of Rangifer tarandus platyrhynchus (Svalbard reindeer), 693 nucleotides long. The record is from the annotation of a GenBank genome assembly. Lineage: Eukaryota; Metazoa; Chordata; Mammalia; Artiodactyla; Cervidae.